Messenger RNA from Entelurus aequoreus (snake pipefish), 1833 nucleotides. RefSeq names its product chordin-like protein 2. The transcript is spliced from 11 exons. The record is from RefSeq and is a predicted model, not a curated record. NCBI's taxonomy places the organism in Eukaryota, Metazoa, Chordata, Actinopteri, Syngnathiformes, Syngnathidae. Gene Ontology annotation, molecular function: protein binding. The coding region runs from base 103 to 1422 and encodes 439 amino acids.
GCACAAGAAGUAUCUCCACCUUUUGAUUCCGGCAGAAACACACACGACUAUUUGACUUGUGCUGUCAAAGGGAACGGAUCACGCACAUGUUGGGGAUGAACAAUGAAGUCCUUGCUGGUGUCCUUAAUGCUGGUCUGGUGUGCAGCUGCUCAGCUGAGAGUCCGCAAAGGCUCGGGGGCGGCAUGCACUUUUAAAGACAAGACCUUCAACCCGGGAGACAGCUGGCAUCCUUUUCUGGAGCCCUUUGGACUGAUGCUCUGCAUGCGGUGUUUCUGCACUGAGAUGGGUCAUGUGAGAUGCAGUAAGAUGAAAUGUCCUCCUCUGCCAUGUGACAAGCCAGUAGCAGAUCCUCACCAGUGUUGUCCAAGAUGCACAGAUAAACCGAAGGUCCCAGCGGCCCUGAGAGCUCCAGUGAAAGUGUGCAGAUAUAAUGGAAGUAUUUAUCAACCAGGAGAGACCUUCACCAAACACGACCUUCCUGCAAAGCCAAGAAACCAGUGUGCCAUGUGCUCAUGCUCUAAUGGAAAUAUAUUUUGCGCUAUAAAAACCUGCCAACCAAUCAGCUGCUCCUCUCCGGUCACGGCUGCAGACACCUGCUGCUUGCUGUGCAAAGGUCAAGACUCCACUGGUGGAUCUUCAUCAGCAGAGGAUGCAAACCAGCAGCUCAAUAGAGGCGUCAGGCACUCGCUGCAGCAGUGUUCUGCCGAGCAGGACGCGGCACGUUCCGACCAAACCGGCGUCUGGACUUCCCCCAGACGCCUCAGCCUCAGUGAACUUGACCUCAGAGGGGCUUCUGAGACCAGCGUGAAGAUUUUAAUGCAGCAGAAACACCAGAAAGCAUGUUUGUACAAUGGCAAGACAUACUCGCACGGAGACACAUGGCACCCAGUUUUGGGGAAGGUCCUGGAAUGCAUCACGUGCUCUUGUAGCGACGGCCUACCGGAGUGUAAACGCAUCACGUGUCCCAGUCAGUAUCCGUGUCAACAUCCGGUCAAGUCACCCGGAAAGUGCUGCAAGGCGUGUCCAGAGAGUAAACCUGCAAGUAACCACACUGACUGUUUCCUGGGCAACAAAAACAAAGUGUUGGUCUACAAAGUCGAAUCCGCUGUAAAAGUGGACUCUCCCAGCACGGUUCGGAUCAUCGCUAUUGAAAGAGCAAGCGCUGCUGAGGUGGAGGUGCAAGUAUGGAAGACAGUAGACGGUGUUUUACAAUUAAUGGAAAUAGGUGACAUUGGAAGAAGCGAUAUCAAGGAUCAUCCUGAGGAUUACACCUUACUGACAACAGUCGAUGAAGAGAUGUGGGGAAAAUUCAAAGAUGGAGCAGGGAAACUGGAUCAAGUACAGAGCGUUUGUGAAGACGGCAUGAAGGAGAUGGUCACCUUCUUAGAUCCCAAGCAGGUGGAAGGAUUGUGUUCACCCUGACUUACUUUGGGGGACGGUAUUAGAAACACAUUAUUUUAACCGCAUGGUUUUAUUGUACAAAUGUUUUUAUUUCUGUAUUUAUUGUAAAACAUAUUUUAGUGGGAGUUUGACUAUUUGAAUGCACACAAAUUGUAUAAAAGUGGACGAAGCCUCUAAAUGUGAUGAGCGAAGCAAUAACUGUGAUUUCUUCCAGACUAGCAGGGGGCGAAGUGACAGGACAUGUUAAAGCUGGUAAAAAAGAUUUAAGUGAAAAUACAUUUUAAAAUUAGCUCCCGAAGGACAUCGUUCUGUUCAUUUUGUAAGGCAAAAUGAGGCCAAAUGUGUAUUUGUUGUGUUGUGCUUCUUUGUUUAAAGAUGGCAGCAGCUUUUUUGGAACUCGAAUCCUUCAACCCUCUUUAAAAAUAUAACUGA